This is a messenger RNA of Striga hermonthica, 1407 nucleotides long. NCBI's taxonomy places the organism in Eukaryota, Viridiplantae, Streptophyta, Magnoliopsida, Lamiales, Orobanchaceae. The record is from the annotation of a GenBank genome assembly.
AUGGACACCGUAUUUCUCCUAGGCGAUGAAGAUCGUGCCGCUUUUCUCCAGCAAAUGAUGCAGUCUUUUGGCUGUCUUCACAUUUGCCUUUGGUCUUAUUUGCCCCACCCAUCCAACUGCUUGCUAGCUAUGGAUGGACUGUACAGAGGUUCGAGCAGCCCUCAGCAGCCAAGCUCGUCGUCUGCAAGUCUUGCUAGACGGCUUUUUGAUGCGUACAGAGAGUCGGUUAACUAUGUCGAAACCGAAAACAUGCGAAUACCGGGUUUUGCUUUUAAGAAUAACCUUCCUUAUAUGGAGCUGAAGUUGCAUGACCUUCAGAGGAUGGCCUCUCAUGAUGUCCAGCUUCAAUUCUACCACACGGUCGUCUUCAUGGGUUGCGCCGCAGGCGAGAUCGAGCUCGGAAUGUCUAAUGAUCCUCCUCAAGUGGACUUGGGUAAAGAGAUGAAGAACUUAUUCCCAGCCGACUUCUCACGACAGGCGGCCAUAUCAGCCGGUGAAAUGCCGACCCACAUGCCUUCUUCUGCCUCGUCCUCGACAUCACUCAGAUCUUUAUCGGCCGAUAGCUCCGAAUAUUACUCCCCUCUAUUACUCAACAUAAUCCAUCAUAAUCAAGAGCCUCUAACUACACCACUGAUAAUCCAUCGUAAUCCGGGCACAGCCUUCACGAGGUAUAGCGAUAACCCGGCCCAUCCCGGAAGCUACAUUAUCGGUAAACAAAACAUGUUUAAAAGGGCCAUUUCGUUCUUCAGAAACCUUAACAUGAGAAAGAGGCACGAGCUACAAGCCGCCGCUCAAGGCCGGCCCACGACAGCACAGAUGCACCACAUGAUAUCCGAAAGGAGAAGGCGCGAAAAGCUCAACGAGAGCUUUCAAGUCCUCAGGUCAUUACUCCCUUCAGGAACUAAGAAGGACAAGGCUUCUGUGUUAAGCAGCACGACCGAGUACUUGAGCACACUCAAGUCUCGAGUGGACGAGCUCAGUAGAAGAAAUCAAAUGCUCGAGUCGCGGAUUUUAUCCGUGCAAAGAUUGUCAAAAGGCAGUGGUGGUGGUGGUGAGGAUGAUGAAACCGGACCCAAAAUUUGUUCGGUUGAUGAUCAGAGAGUAAACGUGGAGAUCACACACGUGUCACCAUCUACUUCGGAAGCAAGAUUCUUGGACUUGAGAGUGAGAGCGAGAGCGAGAUCAUCGGGCGAGAUUAUGAGCGAUGGCUUGUCGGAUUUAGUUAUUGUGCUGCUCGAGUUCUUGAAGCAGCAAAGGAAUGUGAGUCUAACCUCGUUGGAGUCGAAUACAAGAAUGUCGGGACCAGCUGCGGUACAUGAAAUGAUGUUGAGAUUGAAAAUUGAGGGAGAUGAAUUUGAGGAGUGGGGUUUCCAGGAAGCAGUGAGAAGAGUUGUUGAGUACACUUAA